AGUCUAGGCUGUGGGCGACUCGCUAGCACUGCCCUGGGCCUCCAAGCUCCCUGAUCGCUGAGCCCAUCUCUGACACUCACAGGAGCUGCGUUCGCCGGAUCCUCUGAGAGGCUCUGCAAGGAUCCCGAUCCAAUUCAGCAGCGUUUUAAAAGGUAGCCGACUGGAGAUGCUUUUUCUUGUCUUUUUCAUUCUUUCAUUCUCUGUCUUCUAAAAUUUUAACAAUAACCUAUCGUUUCCGCGUGGAGGGUCUAAGAAUCUUCACUGGGUUUAAUUUAGGAAUUUCAAAUUGGGUUUCUCAAAAUUUUAAUGUGGUCCCCUUAAUUGUUAAUCAAGAUUGCGGAGUCUUCCAAAAUAGCCCUUUUCAUCUUAUGUAAUUAAAGAUCCACGAGCUUUCCAAAGAAGCUCUGGAUUUUCCACGGUACAAAUCUAUAUAUUUUUUUUCUCUCUCCCUCUCUCUCUCUCUCUGCCUCUCUCGUGCGUGUGUGUGCGCGCCCCUGUGCGUGCGUUUUCUUUCAUUUCUGGCGUUAGGAAACUCGUUCAGGGCCACUGAAAAGUCAGGGGAGGCUCAGAUGUUAUUUCCCACGGAUUCCUGUUUUUCCGGAAGCGUUGUCACCAAAUAAAUAUGAGACUGUUAAUUUGGAAAAACAAUUAGCCCCUACCAAAAAAAAAAAAAAAAAAAAAAAAGAACCGGAGGGGAGAAGGCUAGGGUGGAAGACAAGGAAGCUGCUGCUUGGAUUCGCUGGUGGAGGAAAGUGCGACCUGGACCUGGGCUUGGGGGCUCCCGUCCCCUUACUUCAGCACCAGAGGGGAUGGACAGCGUCUCCGGACUGGGCUGCAGCCACAGGGACCGAACUACGCUGCCGCCUCCGCUGUCCUUGCCGCCACUGUCGUCGCCACGGGCAGCUGGGCUACUUGCUCCUCGCAGCUAAAAGGCGGUGCCUCCUAUUACCCCCUCGCCUCCCGGCCCCCUUCCUUAAUGGAUGAAAAGUACCCCUCCCUCUACACCUGCUGUACCUAAGGACAGGACUCUGAGGAGUACGCUUGCUCCACAGAUUAAACUCUCAGCAGCAACUUCAAGAAUCAUUUUUCUAUAGGGGCCUGGGGGGAAUUCUGGAGGAGAGUAAAGUCGAAGUUCUUAGAAGCUCUGAGACAUCAUGGGCCGUGCAGUAGGGUCGAAAUGCUCAAAGGCCCACACUUCUUGAAAUAAACAGAAUGGUCUUGAGUGGAUUUCAACUCUUUUGGAAAUAGCUUUGUGAAAAGAGAGUGGAGAGCUACUCAAAAUUCUACAUUAGAGAGACUGAAAAGACAUCUAAUUUCAUUGCUCGGCAGCCUGCUCUCCAGAAUGUUGAGAUUGCCCAAGAAGUGACCCCAGCAAAAGAAAAAUAUUGCUCUACCUAAAUUCAAACGGCAUACAUUGUGGUGCCACAGCACAUGGAUUUCAGAACUGCCUGUGAGGAGACAAAGACAGGAAUUUGUUUGCUGCAGGAUGGUAACCAGGAGCCUUUCAAAGUGCGGCUGCACCUAGCCAAAGACAUUUUGAUGAUCCAGGAACAGGAUGUGAUAUGUGUGUCUGGUGAGCCUUUCUAUUCUGGUGAAAGAACGGUGACCAUCAGAAGACAAACAGUAGGAGGAUUCGGAUUAAGCAUAAAGGGAGGAGCAGAACAUAACAUUCCAGUUGUCGUUUCAAAAAUCUCCAAGGAACAAAGAGCGGAACUUUCAGGACUACUCUUUAUUGGAGAUGCAAUUCUACAGAUAAAUGGCAUUAAUGUGAGAAAAUGUAGACAUGAAGAAGUGGUUCAGGUUCUUCGGAAUGCUGGAGAAGAAGUGACUCUAACAGUGUCAUUUUUAAAAAGAGCACCUGCUUUCCUCAAACUCCCAUUGAAUGAAGAUUGUGCAUGUGCUCCAAGUGACCAGAGCAGUGGCACCUCCUCUCCUCUCUGUGACAGCGGCUUACAUCUCAACUACCACCCCAACAAUACAGACACAUUAUCAUGCUCGUCGUGGCCGACGUCUCCAGGCUUGAGGUGGGAGAAGCGAUGGUGCGACCUCAGACUGAUCCCUCUACUUCAUUCGCGCUUCUCGCAGUAUGUGCCUGGCACAGAUUUGAGUCGGCAGAAUGCCUUUCAAGUCAUUGCUGUGGAUGGGGUCUGCAGUGGGAUUAUUCAGUGCCUCUCUGCUGAAGACUGCGUUGACUGGCUACAAGCAAUAGCAACUAACAUUUCAAAUCUCACAAAGCACAAUAUUAAAAAAAUCAACAGAAACUUUCCUGUAAACCAGCAGAUUGUCUACAUGGGCUGGUGUGAAGCCCGGGAGCAAGAUCCCCUCCAGGACAGAGUGUACUCCCCGACCUUCCUGGCCCUGAGGGGCUCAUGUCUCUACAAGUUUCUGGCACCUCCAGUGACCACCUGGGACUGGACGAGAGCAGAGAAAACAUUCUCAGUUUAUGAGAUUAUGUGCAAGAUCCUCAAGGACAGUGACCUGCUGGACCGACGGAAACACUGCUUCACCGUGCAGUCUGAGUCUGGGGAGGACCUAUACUUCUCAGUGGAGCUGGAAAGUGACCUCACCCAGUGGGAAAGAGCCUUCCAGACAGCAACCUUUCUAGAAGUAGAACGGAUACAGUGCAAGACCUACGCAUGUGUGCUAGAAAGUCAUCUAAUGGGACUCACAAUUGAUUUCAGCACAGGAUUUAUCUGCUUUGAUGCUGCAACAAAGGCUGUCCUUUGGAGGUAUAAAUUCUCUCAUCUUAAAGGUUCUUCAGAUGAUGGCAAGAGCAAAAUCAAAUUUUUGUUUCAGAAUCCAGAUACUAAACAGAUUGAAGCAAAGGAGUUGGAAUUUUCUAACUUAUUUGCUGUUCUUCACUGCAUUCAUUCCUUCUUUGCUGCCAAGGUAGCUUGUUUGGACCCUCUGUUUUUAGGCAAUCAAGCUACUGCUUCUGCUGCUGCCGGCUCUGCUACCACGAGCAAAGCAAAGUAUACAACUUGACAUACUGAACUCUGCAUUGACACACACCAUGACUGUAUAAGCAGAACACAUUUACUCAUCAUUUUAGACCCUAGAGAAAACAUAACAUCACCAAGUCGACAGUGGAGGCAAAUAAAAAUUUCGGCAGAAAAAAGGUCAUAUGGAACCUCAAAAGCACUUCUAUUCUGGAUGCCAUCUGUGAAAUAUACUACAUGAACAGAACAGCUUGUUCUCACUCAGUUGCUUUGUACCAGUAAGUAUAUUGCUUUCACCAAAAGUGGAGACAAAAGAAUGAAUUAUUUGAAGAAGUAUGUAAAUAAUAUAAAAAUAGUAAGCUACCUAUAAAUAAAAAUACUUAUUAAAUGAUUACUUCUGUAUUUUAGAUUAUUUUGUAUGACUAGUACAUGUUGGGCAGAGUCAUAAGAAAACGAAUGCCCUAUCAUUGUAUUAUGAGGGACACAAAAGAGUUAAAAACCAUAAAUCAGCAAGGAGCAUGCAAAAAAAUCUCAUCAAAGAAGGAUGCACUUUAAUUUGCUGAUGUAAAUUUGCCCUUGUGUUCUCAUCCCAUGAUUUGACACUGGCACUCCAAUUGUUUUUAUCUUAUUGUAAAUAUUCUGAAGAACUUCCAAAGGAUAAUUACAUUGACCCAUGAUAAAUACAAUGUGAAAUGGACUAUUCUGCCUUGGAUCACUGUUAUUGAAAUGUCUUCUUAGCUGCCAAAGUCAAUCAAGUAUGCCAACAGUGUAUUAAUUUAAUUAUGAGUCAUGGAAAAUUUCAUGAACCUCUCAUUUCUUCCUUGGUUUUAAAGAGAUUUAUAUUUUACCUAAUAAGAUUUAUUAUCAAGUUAAAGUUUCAUAAAUUUUCAGUGAACCCAAAACCUUUUGUAGAGAAAAUAAUAUAAACAAAUAUGUCAUGAGAAACAAUUCUUUGUAAUCUGAAGUCUACUAGCUAACCAUGAACUAAAAUGUCCCUUGAAAACAUUCCCAAAGCUAUUACAUAUGUUAAUUAAAUGACAUUUUUCCAUUUUAGUACUAUUUUAUGGAAACAAAGGUGAUAUUUAAAGAUAAAAGUUAAAAUUUUUUAUCCUCCCUUGUCGUGGAAAGUGAUUAAGUAAUGCCAACUAUGCAGGUUAUUUUAGAUAUUUUGUCCAAACAAUGUAAAUGUGAAAGGCUGGGAAAUUUGAAAGCCUUAGAGGUGUGCAAUUUACUCAGAUUCCAGGUAUUAUACAACUAGUUGUAUAACAUGGAACACAUUCUCUGUCCUUUAGUGCAGCUUUUUUGAGAUAUUUUAAAAAGUCAGCUGUGUAUGUAAAAAAAAAAAAAAACUUUUUUAUUGAUACACAUGCUUCCAGGUAAACCAAGUAUUAUGUGUGUCCUUGUGGAGAUAACCAAGUAUCUAAUAAAUUGAUUCAAUUUUCUUUUUUUUUCAAAUAUGUUUUUAAAACUCACUCAAGAAGGAAACAAAGUGAUUUCUAUAAAGGACAGAUUUAUUAAUUUAAAAAAUUAAUAUCAAGUUGUUUUUAUACUCAUGAUUCAUUAAUUUAUUUUGCAUUGGAUUAAUUUGUAAAUACCUCAAAUUGAAAAGAAAAAGUGAGGUUUUAUAAUUGUCACUGGGAAAAUGUUAAACUGAAUCUAACAUACCUUACCUAAAGAACUGUGGCAAAUUACAAUAAACAGUUUCAGUGUAAUGUAUUUUGACCAUAAAACUAAGUACACAUUUGUAAUUAGGAUAGAACUUUAGAAUUAUUGCACACUAUAUUGAUCAAAUACAACAGUCAUUGUAAAAUUGAAACCCACCAAAAGCAGGCUUCAGUAGUAGGCCACUUCUGAACUUAUGGAGAAAAAGCAGUGGGAUACAUCGAACUUAGAAUUUUCAGCUGUGGCAAGUGGUUCAUUAUAGAACUUCUGCUUCCAACCAGAGCUGAAUCUCAGUGUGCCCCAUAUUGGGGUUACAUGAAUGUGUCCACAAUCUGGAAGGCAAUAUGACGUGGGCUAAUUAUCCAUAAGCAAAAGAAAAACAUUUCAAUAGUUUACCUACCUGUAAUAGAAUGAUUUAAAAAUUGUGAAAUUUUGUAAACGUUCCAUUUUAGAAUUUAAAAAACUUAUUAACUGUUAGCUAUCUUUUUUGUGAUAUUAUGAAAAUUUAGCCUAUGCUCGUGUGUGUUAUGAAGGAAAAGGUGCACAAUGAGAUAUGUAUAAAUAUAUAUCUCCUCAGAGAAUACACAUACACCUACAUAUGUAUUUAUAUGCAUACAUGUGUGUAUAUAUAUAUAUAAAUAUAAUGAAAUGCUGACCAUUAAUUAUAUUAGAAGAAUAUGUUUUGUGUACAUACAUUUAAUAUACUUUAAAUUACAUUGUAAAAUGUAGCUUGAUUAAAAACUUAUGACAAUACCAUUAUGAUUAUUUUUGAUACUAUUGAUAAAAAAAAGCCGUGAUUUUUAUUUAACGUGAUUAGUACAACAGCCAAAAAGUAACAAAAUACUAUUCUCAUUUUCAUCAGUUUAACAAUUAGUAUUUAAUGUUUUCUUUACAAUGUGAUGAUUAGUCAUUGGCAUUUGUUAUAACUUGGACUACUUGAAUGAGAAAGCUUUGAAAUGAACAAAAACACUUACAAAUUUCUAUCUCUCAUAUAAUUUAGGUUUACAUGUAAGAGAUUUAUUCAUAAAAUCCUAGUUUGUACAUUAAGCACAUUUUAACAGCAAAACACUAAUGUGUUAACCCCUCCAGUGCCUUGAUAUGUGUGAGCGUGUAUGUGUGUUUGGGUGUGUGUCCGUGUGUGUGUGUGUGUGAGUGUGUAUGUUUUAUCAUUAAAGGAUUCAUUACAGUGUACAUAACACAAGCUUAAUGAGGAAUAUUGUAGGUAUUUAGGUCAGAUAAUGAAGUUCAAAGUCAUUUGAAAACUGCUAACUACUAUAAUAAUGUCUUUUGCCUGAUAAAGAAUAACAAUUCAUCUAAGCCGAAGUAUAUUACAGAAAGGGCACUUAUAAUUUGUUAAAAUGCAACAAGUAUUUAUUUAAAAAAUAGUUUAAUAGAUAGUGUAAGUGUAAUGUAUAUCCGAACACUUAUCCAGCUUUUUUAAAAUGGGAGGAUAAUCAGGUAAUUAUUUCUUGCCCAUAUUUCAGGCAUGUACCAACUUAUAAUUUUGAAAUCUUCGCUCAUAAAGCUGUCAUUCAGCAAGAAAAAGAAAGCAAUUACUUGAAAAUAAAUGUCAAGUCCAUAUUAGCCAUGCAAGGAGAGAAAUUUUCCUUUGGGUGCAUUAGUUUAUAGGUCAACAUUUCCCUCAUUUACAGUGAUGAAGCUUGAUCAUGAACUUUGUCUAUGUUGAAUGCUGGAUUUAAGAAAAGCUUGAUUUAUUACUGAGAAAAAUUAAUAAUCCUAACAAUAAUUUAGAAUUACUGCUAGAAAUCGGCAGUGUGGAGAAGCUUUAAAAGCACAAGGAUGAUCUUGUGCUUAACCUUUUAAGGUAAGUGUAGAUGUUCGGAUACUAAUAACAAAGAUUUUGCUACUAUUAAUACUGCUGUGCUCAUACUUUCUCCUUAUGAAAUUGCUUUAUUCAUACUUCUAAAAUUGUUCUUCAUUGUUUAUUCUUACUACCGAAUACUUUAAAAUCAUAAUGCCACUUAUUUGCACAUUUGAAUUUCCUUUUGAAAAUAAAAUAUUAUAAAAGUUAUAUAUUUAUACAUAUUAAAAUGCAAUGAAAAGACCAGAAAUAUAAAAUGUAAAUAUAUUUAUUUCAUUUUGAAUUGUUUUGGUGGAUGUUUGUAAAAUGUAAAUUGAUAUCUGUGACAAAAAUUUGUCACUUCAUUCUUUCAGUUCAUUAAUGUACUACUAAUGAAACCAUACUUUUUUAAAUGAAGCAUACUGGAAAAUAAAAACAAAUACUUUUUACUAGA
This is a messenger RNA of Pongo pygmaeus (Bornean orangutan), 6856 nucleotides long. RefSeq names its product syntrophin gamma 1 (gene SNTG1). Gene Ontology annotation, cellular component: intracellular anatomical structure; dystrophin-associated glycoprotein complex. The transcript has 19 exons. NCBI's taxonomy places the organism in Eukaryota, Metazoa, Chordata, Mammalia, Primates, Hominidae. The record is from RefSeq and is a predicted model, not a curated record. The coding region runs from base 1432 to 2985 and encodes 517 amino acids. Gene Ontology annotation, molecular function: structural molecule activity; protein binding.